CGCGGCACUAACAGCGCUCUUGGCACUGACAGGGGUUUCUAUUUUUUCGGUGCCCCUCCGUCAUUGAGUCCCGUCCGCGGGCCCGGUCAAUCACAUUUCAAUAUUCCAUCGAAUGGACAUUUACCUCCACGUACCAGAAGCUCCAAUCUCAGUUGUUAUCGCCGCGGGGUCCGUUUUGUCGCAUCGUUAUCUUUUUUUUGUUUAGUUUCCCUCUGCGCGUCGCACCGCGUCUCAUACUAUACCACUUUUACCCAUUCGCAAACUUUUGUCAUCGAUAGCUCCAUCAACCUAGAACGACCGACACAAUGGCGAGCACAUCCUCUUCCCCUUCGAUGGCCAUCCCCGGCCAAUUCCUAGGCCCUGUCUCCAAGUUCCAACCCGGUCCUGGAACCCAUAUCCACGAGUCGAACCUCUACUCUUCGCUGCUCGGCGUCGUCAACAUCACACAGCCCGCCAAGGCGCCUGGCCCUGCUAAGCGCUUGAACAAGAUCAUCAACACCCAGACCACGCCCGCCGAGCUACCGACCAUCUCGGUAUUGCGUUCAGCGGGUUCGUCAGACAAGCGCGAGGUGCUUCCUGAAGUGGGCAACAUCGUGCUAUGCCGGGUGAUUCGCAUCAUGCCGCGCCAAGCCGUUGUGGCCAUUCUAAUUUGCGGCGAUACUGUUUUGGAGGCCGAGUGGCAGGGCCUGAUCAGAGUGCAGGACGUGAGAGCAACAGAGAAGGACAGGGUAAAGAUCUACGACAGCUUCAGGCCUGGAGAUAUUGUCAGGGCCGAGGUGAUUUCUCUUGGUGACCAAGCCAGCUACUACCUGUCGACAGCGCGUAACGAGCUCGGUGUCAUCAUGGCGACAAGCGAGGCCGGUAACACCAUGUACCCCGUCAACUGGAAGGAAUACAAGGACCCUGAGACGGGGCUAAGCGAACCCAGAAAGGUUGCGAAGCCCUACUGAAGUCGGCGGAUGGAGUUUCGAAAUGAGACAUGAAAAAGAUGCUUGAAAAGCAAUGCAUAGCGGAGUUACUAGCUUGAGGUACAGCGUGUUAUCAAGGCGAUACGGGCGUUAAUCUGCUCGGAGAGCUCGCCGAGUAGUGAAAGCAGGUGCUCAAUCAGUACCCGGUUGGGGACUUGCAAAUGCGGCGGCACGUCGAAUGUCGAGCUCUCACGGUCCGCCGGUCCAUCAUCGACACGGUCGGCCACUCGCAUCACAAGCAAGCAUCCCAGCGACAAAUCCAAGCCCAGAGAUGUCCUGGCCCCAGAGUUUCCGGCGGAUACUCCAGGUACGCCAAGUUAGACCGCGCAGAACAUGGUCUUGGGUGAUAGGGCUCGCACUCAGAGAAGUAUGGAGAUGGGUACAUGUCACGAUUCACUCUUGACACAGCGGAACAACACAGUCAUGAUACAGCGCCUGUUUCAGGGAUAACGAAGACGAUGGCGAGUUAGUAUGAUCUUGUCACGUCGAGGAAAGAUAUAGUGACGCCAGACACGGCUACGCCUGUCAUUGCAUCAAGAAACUGGAUACCCGUUUAAAAUCUGCAUAGAAGAUACCAAUAGCCUUCUUCAUACGUACCUUACUAUUCCCUUGC
Neurospora crassa OR74A is the source of this 1581-nucleotide messenger RNA. RefSeq names its product exosome component 1. The record is from RefSeq and is a predicted model, not a curated record. Gene Ontology annotation, molecular function: RNA binding. Gene Ontology annotation, biological process: RNA processing. The coding region runs from base 306 to 950 and encodes 214 amino acids. Gene Ontology annotation, cellular component: nuclear exosome (RNase complex); cytoplasm. NCBI's taxonomy places the organism in Eukaryota, Fungi, Ascomycota, Sordariomycetes, Sordariales, Sordariaceae. The transcript has 2 exons.